This is a messenger RNA of Odontomachus brunneus, 9323 nucleotides long. It is a transcript of the gene axo, whose product is annotated as contactin-associated protein-like 4. The record is from RefSeq and is a predicted model, not a curated record. NCBI's taxonomy places the organism in Eukaryota, Metazoa, Arthropoda, Insecta, Hymenoptera, Formicidae. Gene Ontology annotation, molecular function: serine-type endopeptidase inhibitor activity.
GCGAUUCCGUCGCGCCGCGUACUUGAAGAGCCGCGCGCGGCUAAGAAGCGGCACGGAGGGCGGAAGCGCGCGAAGAAAGGGAGCCCGAAGGAAAGAAGAGCGGAUUUUUUUUUUCUCUCUCUCUCUCUCUCUCUCUCCCUAUCCUCAGGGGAGAUCGUCGAGACGCGUCAGUCCGUCCACGUCCUCUGUCGGAAACGCCACCGGAAGAGACCGGUUCUUCUUCCCGCGGGGCUGCCUCUUCCUGUCUCUUCCCGUAAGAGCGACAAGAGCCGAAGGUGCUACUUGCUUGAGAAGUGAGAAACGUCAGUCUUCCGCGAGUGCGCGAGUUCCCGAAGAUCUCACCGGAUCGAUCGCUCCGCAACGUCACAUCGAUCAUCGACGUGAGACUUCCGCUAAAGAUACCGUGGACGAGCGGAGCCGGGCCGACUCUUCCGACGAGAAGCGACUUCCGACGGGAUAAGGUGCAGAAGUAUCGUUCGAUAUACACCCUCGGAAAAAAACUACGUUUCCCAUCAGACGAAGUCAUCGUGCAGACAUUCACCUUUAUCGUCGUCGUUGUAAUAGCCUCGGAAGGAGUCUAGGAAGACACCUAGGUGGGAGAUAUCCGAAAGAAAUAUCACUUCGCGGAAGACCACGGCGAGGCAUCGAUCGACGGCGAAUGAUCGACGGUCGUGCCGGCGCUCGCAUAAGCGCAGCACUCGCGAGCACGGAGAAAAAGAGGAAACGAGUGGUUGCGGCGGCCUCGUCGUAUGGGGAGGAAAAGAGCGAAGAAACGUUAGAGUAUGGCGCGAGACGAGAUCGCAAUGAAAGUCAAUAAACCGUGAUGAGUAACGGAGAGCAGUGGUCGGAGUGGCAUUAAUAAAUUAGUGUCUACUUGCUGCAAGCAACAGCAGCAGCAGCAAUAGCAAGAGUCGGAGGAGGAAGAGGACGAAGAGAACGCGGAGGAGGAGGAGGAGACGCGUACGCGCGCGCGCGCGCGCGCGCGAAUCUCGAGUGCGUCGGUGUGUACGUGUGUGCGUGCGCGCGGAUACGUGUGACCGACGUGUCGAUGCGGGGAUUUGGCCAGUGUGUCAGUGUGAAAGAAGACAAUUGACUCGCAGCCGCCGUCGGACGGUGCUUGGCGGGGGCCUUCUGACGUCACAUCCUGCCCCGCGUACGAGCCGCGAUCUCAUCUGGACCACGACGAGCAAAGCGAAUGAAGAACAAUGACCCACUGCGACAAGAGGAUCCUCGGGAUCCUUGUCUUGCUCAACGUAGUCGCGAAGAUUCCGGCCAAUCAGACAGAUUCGCCAAAAACGGACAUGGUUGAGGAAACGGAAGUCCUUAUCACGACCAAGAGAUUUCUACCGGACAGGUGUCUUGUCAAGACAGAGCCCGGACCUUGUAAUCACUACGUUCACAAGUGGACCUUCAACAAGGCCGAAGGGAAAUGCCGAAUGUUCUCUUACGGCGGCUGUCUCGGAAAUGAAAAUCGAUUUAAUUCGGAAACCGAAUGCCUUCAUUAUUGCAUCGGCGGCGUUGAUCACACACUACCUCCUUAUCUUGUGACCAAGGGCAGUGUAUUCGUGACAACAAGCACCACGACAAGCAGCACUUCGCCCCCGACGACGAGCAGCACACCACGACCGACUUUCACACCUCCCAAGCCGACGAAGCCGCCGGUGCCGAAGCACAAACGAGGAAAAGAGUUAACUUUCAUGGAAUCGGGCCACGAGAAAACGUUCAUGUUUGCGCAAAGCAACACUUUUAUCCAACUCGAUGGUCCCGGCAUCAAAACCUUCCAAUUGAGGUUGUGCCGCGAGAUAUCCUUCAAAUUCCGCACGAAGCUUCCGCACGGUUUGCUGGUUUAUCACAGCGUCAAAGACCGUCCGGAAAGCCUCGAUCCUUACGCCCUGUACGUGAUAGUGGAGAAAGGUCAGCUGAAAGUUGUUCACGUGUUCGGCAAGCAGUCAACCAGCCUGACGGUCGGCGAAGGCCUCAACAGAGAUGAGUGGCACAGCGUUCUCGUGAGGAUCGACGUGCACGGGGCGAAGUUAAUCGCCAGAGUCGACGAUAAACAAGCCGAGACCACUCUGAAGGUCUUGGAACGUGUCGUGAAUUAUGGCGUAUCGGAAGAGCUAGCCUCUGUCGUUCUAAUCGGAGGUGAGCAAAGUCUUUCGUCGAGUCUUCGGAGAUUUCUCAAUAUUUUUAUCUCUCUCUCUCUCUCUCUUUCUUUGUCUGUCUUCACAGGAUUGAGUUCUGAGGAACGAUUGCAUGGGGUAAAGUACAUAAUAGAGUCCUUCGUCGGUUGCAUCAGGGAUAUGGUUCUGAGCUCCGGAAAAUCCGCUAGCGACUUAUUGCCCAUUCGGCCGUUAAUCGCGACCAAGCACGAGAACGUUAAGGAAGGCUGCAUCGACAAAUGCAGAACACGGGAGAACUUAUGCUUCGUUCCCAAUCAAUGUGUGAAUCAUUACAACAGCCUAACGUGCGACUGCUUCGGGACGAAGUACGAGGGUGAACGUUGCGAUGUGUACACCGCAACGAUACUGACGCUAAGAGGUUCCUCGUACGUGUCCUUCCGCGUGUAUGAUUGGAAGGAUCGUGUUCACUCGUCUGUCAACAGGAUCAGCCUUGCUUUUAAGACGAAGUGGGACGAUUCAGCGCUAUUUUACGCCUCCGGCGAGAUAGACGGCACGCCGCAUUACGUCGCAGCUUCGAUCAUAAACGGAUCGGUCUACGUCGAGCUCGAUUUCGGGCACAACUCGAAGAUCUCUACUAUGCUGGGCGAUUACGUCACGUCCGACCAUUGGAACAAUUUGACUAUUUUCCACAACGGAUCUCUCGUCUUCGUUAGUUUGGACGAGGAGGUGAAAGUGUUGGAAGUGCCGGGAGAAAAUUACAAUAUGAUCAUCGACCCUGAGAUAUACAUCGGCGGUGGACCGGAACUUCACAAGAAGAAGGGUCUUUUGUCGCACAAUAACUUCGCAGGAUCUUUGAAAUACGUAUUCUUCAACGACAAGUCGAUUAUAUACGAGCUGAAGCGCUCCAACCCCAUGGUGCAUUAUAUCGGCGUGCUAGAGCCCGAGUAUUACGAAGCCGACGUCGAAGUCAUCCCAAUUACGUAUCCCUUCGCGGGAAGUCAUAUCUGGUGGCCUGUCGAGCGAACCGACUCGCUGAAACUGAACUUCGACUUCAAGAGCUCAAAGCCGAUCGCAGUUAUCGCUUCGGGAGAAGUGAAGAGCAAUCGCGGACUUGGGUAUUGGGAGCUACGUCAAGUGAACGACGAAAUCCGCUUCCACUUGCUGCCGGUCGUGACGGAGAAUAUCACGGUGUCAGCGGCAGUGAAAUUUCCGCCCUACAAUACUUCUUGGCACGCGGUGGAACUUAAUUACACGAAGGGCGAGUUCAGUAUCCUAGUCGAUUACAGAAACAAGCAGAGCAAGCUUUUCACCAUGACGUUUGAGCUGGGCGACAAAGUCAUUAUAGGCAGUGGUAAAAGUAACGCGGGUUUGGUGGGAUGUAUGCGCGAAAUACGAGUGAACGAUCAGAGAAUCGAACCUAGAUACGUGAUUAAUACGCAGAGAGUAAUCGGAGAAGUCGCUUUGGAUAACUGUCAGUUCGUAGACCCGUGCAAAAGACCGAAUACUUGCGAACACGGUGGUAAAUGUUCAGUCAAGGAAGAUAGAAUCACAUGCGACUGCACGGAUACUGGAUACAUCGGGAAAAAUUGCCAUUUUGCGCGAUACAGGAAAACCUGCGAGGAGCUGGCACUCUUGGGAUACACGCAGGACGACGUUUACAAAAUCGACAUCGACGGGAACGGUCGAUUUCCGCCUGCCUUGGUGAAGUGCGAGUUUCAGUCAAUCGAGGAUUCGACUAAGACGAUCGUCGAACACAAUUUGCCCUCCCAAGUGGACGUCAGAUCCAUCAUCGAGAGUGACUUCUCUUUCAGCAUCAAAUACAGACAGUUUACUGCGGAGAUGCUUCAAGAGCUGAUCUCACAUUCACUUUACUGCAGUCAGUACGUGAAGUACGACUGUUACAAGGCACCCUUGGAGCUGCAUAGCGCCACAUGGUUUUUGGGAUCGAAAGGCACCACCGUCGAUUACAUCGGAAACGUUAAUCGCGGAUCCUGCCCUUGCGGAAUGAACAGAACAUGCGUGAGCCCAAACUUGAGCUGUAACUGCGAUGUGUCCACCGGAAAUGCCGGAAAAUGGUUAUCGGACGAAGGAUACUAUGAGACACCUGACUCCUUGGGUAUCACCGGGAUGGUGUUCUUGCAACAGAGAGAUCUCGAGGAAGACGCUCGUGGACGUAUCACCUUAGGUCCGCUGGAAUGCGUGGAAACAAACACACAGAAGUACGUGGUAACAUUCACGACGUCGCAAUCGUAUAUCGAAGUGCCGGGUUGGAGAAAAGGCGAUAUAGCCUUCAGCUUCCGAACGACGGGUGAAAAGGCCAUUCUUCUGUAUCAGCCACCUAUACGAAACAAUUAUCCUUCCUUCAUGGUUGCGUUGACGUCGGAAUAUCGAUUAACUUUCAAUUUCACCCUGAACACCGGCACCAUCCGCGAACUGGAGGUGAAGAGCCGGCGCAAGCUUAACAACGGCGAAUGGCAGAAGAUCUGGAUCGAUUACAACGACUAUCACGUGCGAUUCAUGAUCAAUACCGACUUCCAAAUGGUAGAUCUGUUACCCGAGGAAGAGUUUGGCCCGUUCGAAGGAUCCAUGUUCAUUGGCGGCGCUACUGCAGAGCAUCUGAAGACCUCCUCUGUCCGGCAAGGUCUCAUCGGUUGCUUUCGCGGUCUCGUUGUUAACGGAGAGAUAUUAGAUAUUCACAGCUACAUGUCGGUACAUCUAUCGGAAAUCAUCAAGGACUGCAAGCCUUCGUGCCAACCUAACAAGUGUCAGAACGGUGCUAGGUGCGUGGAGCUGUGGAGUAACUUCGAAUGCGUGUGCGAGAAUCAGUGGGCGCACUUGGGCACCUUUUGUGAGACAAACAUCAACAAUAAGGCUCUGACGUUCACUUCGCCCGGAGCGUUCCUAAAGAAAAAUUAUUUCGGAUCGGACGAUAACGAGGAGAGGAUGUUGCUGAAGAGCAUGCUGCUUGAGAAUAUCCUGAUCAACUUAAGAACCUAUGAUACGCAUUCUCUGAUACUCUACGCGAACGAUCAUCUGAACAACUUUGUGCAUCUCUACAUCUCGAACGGCACUAACAUUGUGUAUCUCUUCAACGCCGGCAACGAGAUCAAGAAUAUCACCGUGGAGAAUCCAAAUGUCAACACGGGAAUCUCGGUGCAGAUCGCUAUCAUUCGGGGCGAGAACUGGACUACGCUACACGUUAAUGAAUAUAACGUCACGCUGAACGCGACGCCUAUACUUCUCGACACGUAUUCGAACAAGCCAUGGACUAACCCUGAAAAAGAGGUUUUAGCACCGCAACGACCGCCGGCACCGCCAACUGAUUAUUUCCAGGUAAAUUUAGGAGGAUUUGAUCCUGACAAUUUACUAAGAGUUGGAAAGGAAGGCGCCUUAAUCCAAGGUUACAUCGGCUGCUUGAGGGGACUUAUGAUAGGCGAAUACCUCGUUGACCUACCAAAUUUAGCCAGCGAGGCGAAUCACGAGGGUAGCAAAGGCGUUCUGCCGAAUUGUCAGAUGAAAUGCGACGCGAUGCCCUGCAAGAAUUUGGGAAUCUGCACGGAGGACUUCGGCAGACAGGAGUCCUCCUGCAAUUGCGAAUUGACGUCCUACUUUGGCGAAUAUUGCGCCGAUGAAAAAGGUGCGGAUUUCAGCGGGGAGAGCGUUCUUCAACGAGAAUUUGAACUAGAAAGCGAGAUAAAUCAGGUGAAGGUUCAGCUGGCGUUCUCAACAAAUGAACUACGACAGAGAACUACCGCGUUGCUGCUGGUACAAACCGACAACAAAAGGAGCUACUAUUUACUGGUGGCCUUGACAUCCGAGGGACAGCUCAUCUUCGAGGAGGAUCGAGAGGGCUCAGCUUACGGGGUGCGUCUCAACGACCGAAACUUCCUGAAUGGUGCACGUCACAGCGUCUACUACGUUCGAGAUAACAACACGUCCACCCUCUUGAUCGAUCGCGAACCUGUACCAUUGCUGCCGAUACCAAUACUAAGUUUAGGGGACGAGGAUGAAACUCCGGGUGCCACGGAAAUUCAGCUAGGCGGAUUGAACACCACCGAUCCGCGAUUUAGUGCCUACAAAGGAUACACCGGCUGCCUCAGCAACGUGGUGAUAUCGAUCAACGGAGGCGCCGGCAUGAAGCCGUUGGAGGAAUACAUGCUCUUUACGAAACAGGGUAGCGAAACGGUCAGAGCCACGAUACCCGCUGGUGUUAGAAGUGCCCAAUGCGCGGUAUUUCAUGCUCAACCGCGUGGCCUCGAACCGUCUAGAAACGACAGCGUGGGUCGCGAUCGAGCAUGGGUGGAAGAUCCACCGGAAAAGAUCCUGUACAAGUCGCAGUAUUCGGGCGCCACUCAAGAGGAGCAGGGUGCGGGAACGUACAUAUUCAUAGCCCUAUGUUGCGUCUUCGUGGCCGCAGUGAUCGGCUGCAUUUACGAGGUAUGGCGAAGCGCACGUAAGGACCGUCAACGACGUCGCACCGCGGCUUCGGGAACACCACCGACCACCGCGGUCGCUUCUGGUUCGCAACGAUGGCAACCGCAGUACACGGAGUCCCUGGUAGCCGCCGCCGGCGUGAAGACAGUCGGCUUCAAGAACGUAAUGGACGAGGACAAGAGGCCGAACGGCACUCACAUGAAAGUGCCGAGCGCGAAGGAAUACAAACCACUGCCGAAUACGGAGCCGAAAGACUUAAUGAACGAUAAGAAGGUUCACAUAAAGGCAGACGAAGAGCCAGAGAAAAAGGAGCUCCUAGGGGUAAAUACAGGCAUCGUCACUAAACCUGCGAAACCGAAUCCAUUCUCGAUGGAAGAUUUGAGAGAGGAGCCAGAGCUGGAAGAACGCGAGGAAGAAGACGAGGAAGAGGAGGAGGAAGAAGAAACGCAAGAGCUGGAGCCAGAGCCAGAAGUAGAGGUGGAUGAAUCCAGAGAUCAACCACAAGAACAACAACAAGAAGAGGAAGAGAGCAACGAUCAAGACGGCGAACUUCUCGUUAGGCCGGCGCCUACGGAUAGAGACACUGGACAACAAUCAAAGACACAAGGAAACUCCAUCUCAGAACGAAACAAGCCGAUGAUCUUCAAUCUGUUUCCCAUCUUUCUGCCGGAUGGUCAACGCACGUUCGGCAAUCCACUGAGUUAUCUUGGUGGUCCGAGAUUACCACCGAGGAAUAGAUCUUCUAUCGAAUCGGUGCUGUCGUUGGAUUGAUCGUGGAUCGUUCGUACUUUAUCCUAAAGGAUCGCGCGAAAGUCCUCGGGAAAACGACGAGUCGCAUCCCCCGAUCGAGAACGAAAAGUCUCGAACGUGUUGAGUGCCAAAUCGAUAAAUUUCACUCACAGGAUAAUUUUACACAUACCAGAGCAGAUUCAUUUAUUUAUUAGGAGGAAACACGUUUAAAAGAUACAUCUAUUUAAUAUUUCUUUUUGCACUUAACACAUUCGAAAUUUUCCGAUUUCAAUUCAUCUCUCAUUAUUACAGAGUCAUCCGUUUCUCGAAAGGCUCGUGUUAAUAGUCCACAGUUUCAUCAAGAUUCGCUUAGACCAAAAUCACGAUCGGUGAAUUUCAUCCGCGACGACGCAUCAUACUUGCUAAUAAGGAUGAUCUUAGACGUGAUAAUGAGCUUAACAAAAGAUAAUUAGUAAUUGUGACAAACUCGAUAUUUUUCUUUUUGCCAACAAUAGACAUAAAAAACUGUCGUGCUCAAGUGUUUUGUUUCAAUACAAUUUGAUAAUAGUGCUUGUAAAAAUAAUUCUUUGUAAGUAUGUAGGGUAAUUAUUUCCUCUCCUCAUACACAUUAUGUCAUAAAAACCUCAAGUUUAUGUAAUAUUUUUUUCGCGUUUUUAAAGAAUACAAAAAAUAUAUAACUUCCGUUUUCUUAUCCUUUAAAAUAUUAUUAAUCCCAAACAAGAUUAACUCGAUGAUUAAGUAAUUUGUGAACACGACAUUAAGUUUCAAGUUAAGUUAUAACAUCUAUUCUUUAUCCUAGUCAAGGGUUAAUAAAUUUCUCUGCAUAGAGUCGUGAUUGAUAUAUAUUUUUAAGUUAUCACGUAUGACUGCCUUGUAUAUGCAAAGCAUUAAUGCUGUCUGGUAUGUUUACUCAAAUUUUCCUAUAAUAUUUAAGAAAUAUAUCUUCCCAGUAAACACUAACAAUAAUAUUAUAUCAAUUUUAUAAGUUCCCAUUCAAUAAUGUAACUAUCAAUUCUCAUUCAAUAAUGUAACUUAUCUUCAUAUAACAUAUAUUAUAUUGCACUUAUAUUGUUAAGUAGGAAAUUAUAACAUUGAUAUAAUAGAUGCGUUCAGCAGAGAAAAUUCUUUGCAACCAUUACACAAUUUAUGAAUCUAAUUAGUAUAUACUCUUAGAUUCAACUAAGAAUAAGAGCAUAUUACAAUUAAAUUCAUAACCCAGCAAACAAGAUGACGUCAAAUGAUUAUUGACAUUAGAAACGUCAAUAAUACAUUAAGACAUUAUUUGAUGUCAUCUUGGUUGCUGGAAAAUUUUACAAUAGUUGCAGAGCAGCUUUGUCUGCUGAACAUAGGCAAUAUUACCAUUAGUUGGUGUCAAUACUGGAUUUUCACCUAGGCCUAGUUCCAACCAACUAAUAAGCUAAUAAGCUAACUAACAAUUAAAUCAUGUUUGUCCAAAUUUUUCUUUCAAAAUAAACAAAAACAGAUGCAUGUUUUAAGUGUCAGUUAACUCACCACUCAAUUGGUGUCAAUGAACCUUAUACAGUUAAACAUACAGCUCAAUAUCCUUCGUUGACACAAUAAAAGAAAUCUCUAUGUAAAUAAAUGUACCAAAUAGCUUUAAUGCACAUGACAUACAAAGAUAGAAUAAAAAAGCUAAUUGCUAUGAUGAGAAAAGGACCACCACAUAAGGGUGCAAUAUUUAAUAAUCAGUUGUACGAAUAAAGAUUUUUAACAAAACUCAUGCAUGUGCUUGUUCCUCACUUACAGUACUGUUGAACAUAUCUUGGCCUAUAUAUGCAUAUCUGCUUUGCUGGAGAUGACUAAACUAUACUUCCUACCAUUGCCACAGAUUUGAUUCAGGACUUGUUGAAAGCAGGCUUCUCAAAAAGCUGUUGAUAGACAAAAAGUUAUACUCACCAUAUAUAAUUUAUUGACGAAGAAGGAUAGAAAACAAGCAAUAUUUUAAGCAAUAUGUAAAAAAAAAACAGAUUGAAAAAUGUACUUGAAUUUUUAACAUGA